This is a messenger RNA of Trichomycterus rosablanca, 946 nucleotides long. RefSeq names its product H3 histone, family 3D (gene h3f3d). Gene Ontology annotation, molecular function: DNA binding; structural constituent of chromatin; protein heterodimerization activity. The coding region runs from base 165 to 575 and encodes 136 amino acids. The record is from RefSeq and is a predicted model, not a curated record. Gene Ontology annotation, cellular component: nucleus; nucleosome. NCBI's taxonomy places the organism in Eukaryota, Metazoa, Chordata, Actinopteri, Siluriformes, Trichomycteridae. The transcript is spliced from 4 exons.
AAGGUGACUUGACAAACUGCAUCUGUACAGUGGUCGUGUGGAAGCUCAGUCAUGUAAACUAGGGCUUCACCCCACAGGCUACAUGCUCAAAGACUCAAACUGCCUUAAGCGCAGUUGACGGAGCAGCUUUCACAAAACAGCUAAGAGAAAUACUCUGAAGUGCAAUGGCACGUACCAAGCAGACAGCCCGUAAAUCCACUGGAGGCAAAGCCCCUAGGAAGCAGCUGGCCACCAAAGCUGCACGCAAAAGCGCGCCCUCUACCGGCGGAGUGAAGAAACCCCACCGAUACCGUCCCGGUACUGUGGCGCUUCGAGAGAUUCGUCGCUACCAGAAGUCCACUGAGCUGCUGAUCCGCAAGCUGCCCUUCCAGCGGCUGGUGAGAGAGAUUGCCCAGGACUUCAAGACAGAUCUCCGCUUCCAGAGUGCUGCAAUUGGUGCCCUUCAGGAGGCUAGUGAGGCAUACCUGGUGGGUCUGUUUGAGGACACCAAUCUGUGCGCCAUCCACGCCAAGCGUGUCACCAUCAUGCCCAAGGACAUCCAGCUGGCACGACGAAUUCGUGGAGAGCGUGCUUAAGUGACUCGUUCUGUCUUUUGGGAGGGGGGGGGGGGGGUGAGGGGCAGGUUCUUAAAUUCAACGAUGUGCUCGCUGUAGUUUUAAGCUUACUUUUUUGUAAUGUUUUGGUUUCUUUUGGUAGUUGCGGUAGGGGAGGGGUCAUCUUGUGGUUCUUGGGCAUGACAGUAUGGUGUAGGUGUCAGAACAUUCCGGGAGCUCCUCUCAGGGUUUUAAAGUUUGUAUUUUAGACUUUGGUAUACCUCUACCUGUACGCUCUAGUCUGCAUGCUACAUGGUGAUUAUUAGGACGUGUUCUUUAUUUCCAUCAUGACUUGCUAUCAUUUUUCUCCAUUGUGGCCAUUUGGUUGUAAAUAAACUUUCCACUACCUCGUG